Messenger RNA from Juglans regia (Persian walnut), 1536 nucleotides. Its product is annotated as probable nucleoredoxin 2. Gene Ontology annotation, molecular function: thioredoxin-disulfide reductase (NADPH) activity. The transcript is spliced from 3 exons. The record is from RefSeq and is a predicted model, not a curated record. Lineage: Eukaryota; Viridiplantae; Streptophyta; Magnoliopsida; Fagales; Juglandaceae. Bases 3 to 1364 code for a protein of 453 amino acids.
GAAUGACGGAGAGGCUGGUGUGUAAUGUGUAUGUUCAUUUUGAAAGAGAGAGAGAGAGAGAGAGUGUGUGUCUGUGUGUGGGUGUGCGUGUGAUGAAGCAGGAGGCGAAAGACAUGAACGAUGACUUUCGAGCCAUGCUAAACGGCGACUCUGGGCAGGUCUCGAGCUCCAGAAUCUCAUCUCUAUUGGCGUCCAAAGAUCGUGAUUAUCUUCUUUCAUCAAACGGAGCUCAGGUGAAUGUGUCUGAUCUUGAAAGCAAGGUCAUAGGACUGUAUUUCUCGGCCAACUGGUAUCCACCAUGCUGGAACUUCACCAAAGUCCUAGUUGGCAUCUACGAGCAGCUCAAGACUAGUGGGUCUAAUUUUGAAAUUGUCUAUAUUUCGUCGGAUGAAGACUUGGAUGCAUUUAACAAUUAUCACGCAUGCAUGCCGUGGCUGGCAAUUCCGUUCUCUGACUUGGAGACAAAGAAAGCAUUGAACCGGAAAUUUGAUGUCGAGGGUAUUCCUUGCCUUGUUAUUUUGCAACCUAAUGAUAAUAAAGACGAUGCAACCUUGCAUGAUGGCGUGGAGCUCAUUUAUCGCUACGGUAUUGAAGCCUUCCCAUUUACUAAAGAGAGGUUGGAGACAUUGUACCAGGAAGAGAGGGAGAAGCAUGAGAACCAGACCCUAACCAAUUUAUUAACGAAUCAUGAUAGAGACUAUCUUUUGGGCCAUCCCAGCCCUAAACAGGUGCCUGUUGCUUCAUUAAUAGGAAAAACAAUUGGACUAUAUUUCUCUGCUCAGUGGUGCCUUCCAUGUGUAAAAUUCGCGCCCAAGUUAAUCUCCAUCUACCAAAAGAUCAAGCAGAUGCUGGGAGAGAAGGGAGAUGAUGAGGACUUCGACGUAGUGCUCAUAUCAAAUGAUCGUGACCAGGAGUCAUUUGACUCCUACUUCGAAACCAUGCCAUGGCUAGCUUUGCCUUUUGGGGACCCAGCUGGGAAGGACCUUGCUAAGCACUUUGACGUACGGGGUAUCCCCUGUUUGGUAAUCUUAGGCCCCGAUGGUAAAACUGUUACCAAACAUGGGAGGAACUUGAUAAACCUGUACCAAGAAAAUGCGUACCCUUUCACGGAGGCCAAAGUGGAGUUGCUAGAGAAACAGAUGAAUGAAGAGGCCGAGAGGCUUCCGAGAUCAGUUUUCCACUCCGGCCACCGCCACGAGCUGACUCUGGUCUCCGAAGGGAAUGGAGGAGGACCUUUUAUAUGUUGUGGUUGUGAUGAGCAAGGGUCUGGCUGGGCUUAUCAAUGCCUGGAAUGUGGGUACGAGGUACACCCCAAGUGUGUGAGUGCUGCUGCUGCAGAUCGUGACUCUUCAGACAAUAGUUGACUGGCAUGCAGUUUGUGUUGAUUCUAAUUAAGAACUUGGGUGCUAUUUGUUUGGGCCUUGAUUUUUGGAUUAUGUGUUGAUGUUUGCUGAUUUUGACGCGGGAUUUGGUAAAUUCCAUUGGAUCAUUGAUCCAUCUGGAUGCGUCUAAUUAUAUAUGAGUUUCCAACACGUA